Drosophila rhopaloa is the source of this 474-nucleotide messenger RNA. RefSeq names its product probable oligoribonuclease. The coding region runs from base 1 to 474 and encodes 157 amino acids. Lineage: Eukaryota; Metazoa; Arthropoda; Insecta; Diptera; Drosophilidae. The record is from RefSeq and is a predicted model, not a curated record. Gene Ontology annotation, molecular function: nucleic acid binding. The transcript has a single exon.
AUGAGCACGGAUAUAGUUUGGAUAGAUAUGGACAACUCUGGCUCUGACCCUGAAACGGAUUUAAUACUAAACUUUGCCUGUUUCAUCACGGACAAGGAUGGCAAUAUUAAGUCCGUGGGACCCUAUUUCGCGAUCAACCAUCCGGAAGAGAAAUUCUAUAAAUCGGGAAGUUUUCAAAUGUCGGUCGCUAGAGAACUCGGAGUGUUGGACCGCUGCAGGAACUCGAGUGUCAAGCCUGAGCAGGCCGAGGAUCUGAUGCUAAACUAUCUUAAGAACAAUGUUCCACGAAAGGCCUGUCCUAUAGCCGGCCCAUUCAUCCAUAUUGAUAGAGUCUUUAUCAAAAAGCACAUGCCCUCUGUGGAUGACUAUCUGAACCAUGACUUUGUGCAUCUGAUAGUGCGUUAUUAUCCAACUCCACUUCCGAGGAUGUUGACCGUACACCGUUGCCGGGGACUCGCUCCUGUACCAUAUUAA